Molecule: messenger RNA, 1128 nt
Organism: Drosophila novamexicana
Lineage: Eukaryota; Metazoa; Arthropoda; Insecta; Diptera; Drosophilidae
Product: ribosome biogenesis protein BRX1 homolog
Exons: 2
Coding region: 51-1106 (351 amino acids)
Biological process (GO): ribosomal large subunit assembly; rRNA processing
Cellular component (GO): nucleolus
Molecular function (GO): rRNA binding
Source: RefSeq, a predicted model, not a curated record
UGUUUGGGUCGGUGGACAAUUUUAAACUGUGAGAUACGCUAAAAACACAAAUGGGUCGCAAAUUCCAAAAGAAAAAGAAGGUUGAGCAGCUGGAAAUUGUGCCGCUAGAUGAGAAUCCACCGCUACCCUCGCAAAGACCAUCAGAUGAGGUCGUUCCAAAGAAGGAAAAAUGGAUAAAUAAACAGCGAGUUUUGGUGUUUGCGGCACGUGGUAUAAGCCAUCGCGACAGACAUCUCAUGCGCGACAUCAAAACUCUGAUGCCGCAUCAUCGUCCCGAGUCGAAAAUGGAGCGCUCCAAGACGUUGGCCGUGGUCAAUGAGAUGUGCGAAAUGAAGCACUGCAACAAGGCCAUGUUGUUUGAGGGCCGCCGCAAACGGGAUUUGUACAUGUGGUUGUCGAACACGGUCGGUGCCACCGGGCCGUCAGCCAAAUUUCUCAUCGAGAACAUCCACACGAUGGCGGAGUUGAAGCUAACCGGCAAUUGCUUGCGCGGCUCACGACCGUUGCUCUCCUUUGAUGCCAAAUUCGAUGAGCUACCCCACCUGAAACUGCUCAAGGAGCUUUUUGUGCAGACAUUUGCAGUGCCCAACCAUCAUCCAAAAAGCCAGCCGUUCAUUGAUCAUGUUUACACAUUCACGUACCUGGAUAAUCGUAUCUGGUUUAGGAAUUUCCAAAUUCUAUCCGAAGACGGUGGCCUCUCGGAGGUGGGCCCACGUUAUGUGAUGAAUCCAGUAAAGAUUUUCGAUGGCUCGUUUACGGGCAAAACCAUUUGGGAGAAUCCCGAUUACGUGAGUCCCUCCAAACAGAGACAGAUGCUCAAGAAGGCCGCCAAGGACAGAUAUGUGAAUCGCGUCGAGCAAAAGGUGCAGCAGGAGGCAACACGCCCAGUCAAGGCCUACGAAGGUCUCGACAAUGAGGAGCUGUUCGAAGACGAGGAUCCACUAGAAACCGCCAGACUGCUGGCGCUCAAGGCUAAAAAGACGGCCGAGCAAAAGAAAACGCCCAAAGCGGCGCUCAACAAACGGAUUAAGGACAAACAAAUGCAGGUGGUGAAGCAGGUGAUCGAGCAGCGCAAGGCACGGGUAAAACGUGUGAAAAAAGUUUAAAAUGUUUUAUUUCGCGUUACAU